Messenger RNA from Mauremys mutica (yellowpond turtle), 4630 nucleotides. It is a transcript of the gene CNTNAP5, whose product is annotated as contactin associated protein family member 5. The transcript has 25 exons. The coding region runs from base 240 to 4370 and encodes 1376 amino acids. Lineage: Eukaryota; Metazoa; Chordata; Testudines; Geoemydidae. The record is from RefSeq and is a predicted model, not a curated record.
AGCUCCGAAAGGGGAAUUUCAGUGGUAGAUUUGCACGGGUCUGCCGCUUGCCCGGACCUGCUCCUUUAAGACGGUUGCUGUAGGAGUGUCUCUCUCGCUGCCGCUUCAUCUGGGGCGUCUGGAGGGUGGAUGAAGUCAAUGAGCAAAAGGAAGGGGAGCAGCAAACCCAGAGGAGAGACCGGCUGGCGAUCUGAAAUUGGGGACUAGGGAGCCAGCCGCCUGCUCGCCCUGUGCGGACAAUGGAUUCUGCUCCCAAACUCUCCGGUCGUUUGACUUUGCUGCUCUUCAGUCUGUGGCAUCUGGGAUUAGCAGCAACAAAUUAUAAUUGCGAUGAUGCACUAGUAUCCUUGUUGCCUCUGACCGCCUUUGACAGCUCCUCAGAGCUCUUCAGCGUUCACAGUCCCAACUUCGCCAAGCUCAACAGACGGGAUGGAGCUGGUGGUUGGUCCCCAUCAGAAUCUAAUCCGCAACAAUGGCUUCAGAUUGAUCUGGGAGACAGAGCUGAGAUUACAGCAGUCGCCACCCAAGGCAGGUACGGAAGCUCUGACUGGAUAACAAGCUACAUUCUAAUGUUCAGCGACACAGGACGCAACUGGAAGCAGUACAGACAAGAAGACAGCAUCUGGGUCUUCACAGGGAACACCAAUGCGGACAGUGUUGUACAUCACAAACUUCUGCACUCUGUGAAAACCCGCUUCCUGCGCUUCGUCCCUCUGAAAUGGAAUCCCAGUGGAAGAAUAGGCCUGAGAGUUGAGGUCUAUGGUUGCUCAUACAAAUCGGACAUAGCAGAUUUUGAUGGCAGAAGUUCCCUCCUGUACAGAUUCAAUCAGAAAAUGAUGAGCACCUUCAAAGAUGUGGUUUCCCUGAAGUUCAAGAGCAUGCAGGGGGAUGGAGUCUUAUUCCACGGAGAGGGACAGCGCGGAGACUACAUUACACUGGAGCUGCAGAAAGGGAAACUCUCCUUGCACAUUAACCUGGGAGAUGCCAAGCUGCGUUUCAGUACCAGCCACACAUCAGUCACCCUGGGCAGCCUUCUGGAUGAUCAACACUGGCACUCGGUUCUCAUCGAACGCUUCAACAAGCAAGUGAACUUCACAGUGGACAAGCACACUCAGCAUUUCCGAACCAAGGGGGAUUCGGAUCACCUGGACAUUGAUUAUGAGCUCAGUUUCGGGGGGAUCCCAGUCCCAGGAAAGCCAGGAACCUUUCUGAAGAAAAAUUUCCUUGGAUGCAUCGAGAACCUUUAUUACAAUGGAGUCAAUAUAAUUGACCUGGCAAAAAGGCGUAAACCUCAGAUCUACACUGUGGGCAACGUGACUUUUUCCUGCUCAGAACCACCAAUUGUUCCCAUCACCUUUGUCAGCACCAGCAGCAGCUAUUUGCUUUUACCUGGCACCCCGCAGAUUGAUGGGCUGUCAGUCAGCUUCCAGUUUCGAACGUGGAACAAAGAUGGGCUGCUUCUGUCCACGGAGCUGUCUGAAGAUUCCGGAGUGCUCCUGCUUUACCUUCACACUGGCAGGUUGACACUUGUCAUACAGAAAGUGGCAGAAAACUCCAUGGAGAUCAGUGCAGGCAGCAAUCUCCAUGACGGGCUCUGGCAUUCAGUUAACAUAAAUGCCAGAAGGCAUCGCAUCACCCUGACUCUGGAUAAUGACGUCGCCGCAGCUGCUCACGCAACCACUCUCUUGCAGAUCUAUUCUGGGAACAGCUACUAUUUCGGAGGGUGCCCUGACAAUUUCACCGAUUCCCAAUGUUUAAAUCCCAUUACUGCUUUUCAAGGCUGCAUGAGGCUCAUCUUUAUUGAUAACCAGCCCAAGGACCUCAUUUUAGUUCAGCAAGGUUCCCUGGGGAAUUUUAGUGAUUUACACAUUGAUCUGUGUGACAUCAAAGACAGAUGUUUGCCCAACUACUGCGAACAUGGAGGAAAAUGCUCCCAGUCCUGGACCACCUUUUACUGUGAUUGUAGCGAAAUGGGUUACAUGGGAGCAACCUGCCAUAACUCCAUCUAUGAGCAGUCGUGUGAAGCCUAUCGUCACAAAGGGAAGACGUCUGGUUUCUUCCAUAUUGAUUCUGAUGGAAGUGGACCGCUUGGACCGUUCCAGGUUUACUGCAAUAUCACAGAAGAUAAGAUCUGGACUGCGGUACAGCACAACAACACAGAGCUAACCAGAGUCCAAGGGGCUGAUCCUGAGAAACCAUAUGCCAUGUACUUUAACUACAGCAGCAGCCUGGACCAGAUUGAGGCCAUGAUAAACAGCGCGGAGUACUGUGAACAGGAGGUGGCUUACCACUGCAAAAAGUCACGUCUGCUGAACACCCCGAAUGGAAUGCCAUAUGUUUGGUGGGUUGGCCGUGCCAAUGAAAAGCAUCCUUACUGGGGAGGAUCUCUUCCUGGAGUUCAGCAAUGUGCCUGUGGACUGGAAGAAAGUUGUCUGGAUAUGAGAUAUUUCUGCAACUGUGAUGCCGAUAAAGAAGAAUGGACACAUGAUACUGGCCUUCUUUCCUUCAAAGACCAUUUGCCUGUAACUCAACUCCUGAUCACUGACACAAACAGGUCAAACUCGGAGGCUGCUUGGAGAAUCGGCCCCUUGCGUUGCCAUGGAGACAGACAGUUCUGGAAUGCAGCUUCCUUCAACACAGAGGCCUCCUAUCUUCACUUCCCCACCUUCCAUGCCGAGUUCAGCGCAGACAUUUCCUUUUUCUUCAAAACCACGGCUGUGUCUGGGGUCUUCCUGGAAAACCUUGGGAUUAAGGAUUUCAUCCGCAUCGAAAUAAGCUCCCCUAAGGAGAUCACCUUCUCCAUAGAUGUUGGAAACGGGCCUAUAGACGCUACGGUGCAGUCUCCCACUCCUCUGAAUGACAACCAGUGGCACUUCGUCCGAGCCGAGAGGAACCUCAAGCAAACAUCUCUGCAAGUGGAUAACCUUCCUAAAAAGAUUCUGGAGGCACCUGCCGAGGGGCAUUUUCGUUUGCAGCUUAACAGUCAAUUCUUUGUAGGGGGAACAGCUUCAAGACAGAAAGGUUUCCUGGGAUGCAUCCGCUCUUUACAUUUAAAUGGGCAGAAACUGGACCUGGAAGAGAGGGCUAAAAUGACCCCUGGAGUCAAGCCUGGCUGCCCAGGACACUGUAGCAGUUAUGGUAAUCUCUGUCACAAUGGAGGCAAAUGCGUGGAGAAAUACAACGGUUAUUUCUGUGACUGCACCAGCUCUCCCUACGAAGGGCCUUUCUGCAAGGAAGAGGUUUCUGCAAUGUUUGAAGCUGGCACCUCAGUUACCUAUAUUUUCCAAGAGCCUUAUCCAGUGACAAAAAAUGCAAGCACUUCAUCCUCUGGCAUUUAUGCAGACGCCAUUACGUCCAAGGAAAACAUUGCAUUUAGCUUCCUGACAACACGUGCUCCAAGCCUCCUGCUCUACAUCGACACCUACUUUCAUGACUAUUUGGCUGUGAUUCUCUCCAGAAAUGGAAGCUUACAAGUCCGAUACAAGUUGAGUAAGGAUGGCUUCUUCAUUUUCACCAUUGACUCUGGAAACCUUGCCAACCGGGAAUUACACCAUGUGAAGAUCAACAGAGAAGGAAAAGAACUCCUCAUUCAGGUUGAUCAAGUUCUCAAACUCAAGCACAACCUCUCGGAGAUUGACUUCAAGGCCAUCAAAUCGCUCACCUUGGGCAAGGUCGGAGAUAGUCUGGGACUAGAUUCUGAGGUCUUGAAGGCAAACUCAUAUGGCUUUAUUGGAUGCCUGUCCUCUGUCCAGUACAAUCACAUAGCUCCACUGAAGGCCGCCUUACGACAUGCCAGCAUAGCCCCCGUGACUGUCAAAGGCUCCUUGACUGAAUCGAGUUGUGGAUACAUAGCAGAGGCUGAUGUGAACACCAUCACCACAGUAUAUUCCUCAUCAGAUCCCUUUGGGAAGUCGGAUGAGCGGGAGCCCCUCACCAAUGCAAUCAGAAGUGAUUCAGCUGUUAUUGGAGGUGUAAUAGCAGUCGUAAUAUUCAUCAUCUUUUGUGUCGUGGCCAUCAUGAGCAGAUUCCUCUACCAGCACAAACAGACACAUCGAAGUAGCCAGGCGAAGGAGAAAGAAUACGCAGAAAACCUCGACAGUUCCUUUAAAACUGACGUUGACUUGCAGAACACAGUGACUUUUAACCUUUUGGAAGGAGACUGCCCUGCACAGGAGAGACUGGCAGACACUUCAAUGCCUCAUUCCCUUCACAAAAACUACCACAGUUACAUCGACAUCUCAAGAGACCUGCUAUUCUACUCUGGACAGAAUAAGUUCACGGACUUGCAUGGUUGCCUAUUAAGUUUCUGGAUUUCUCAAGUCUUAUGUUGUUUUCUGGAACCAUUUAACUCACCACUGUAUUCGAUCUGAGCUAUAUAAACUAGAGGUAAAGUACUGUAGUUAAAUAAAUAGCAUCACGGCUUUUGGGACAGGGUAGCAGGAAAGAAUGAGACCAAAAUGCCUGAUUUAUUAUAAGAUGCAUUUACACCAAUCAUAAAGUAGCAGCUAGGUCCUCAGUUGAUGUAAUUUGCCAUCAAACUGUUGACUUCAAUGGAAUUACACCAUUUUUCACCAGCUGGGAAUCUGGCAAGAAGUUACAAUUAUUAUUUUCUUUCUCUCUUUAAGCUCCU